Micromonas pusilla CCMP1545 is the source of this 876-nucleotide messenger RNA. RefSeq lists its product as uncharacterized. The record is from RefSeq and is a predicted model, not a curated record. Lineage: Eukaryota; Viridiplantae; Chlorophyta; Mamiellophyceae; Mamiellales; Mamiellaceae. Gene Ontology annotation, molecular function: rRNA binding; GTP binding; ribosomal small subunit binding. The transcript has 3 exons. The annotation marks the transcript as partial. Gene Ontology annotation, biological process: ribosomal small subunit assembly.
CAUCGCAGCGGAUACGUCGCCAUCGUCGGCCGCCCGAACGCGGGGAAGUCGACGUUCAUGAACGCGCUCGUGGGGACGAAGCUCAGCAUCGUGACGUACAAGCCGCAGACGACGCGCCAUCGCAUCCUCGGCCUCGUGAGCGAGGACGACUUCCAGAUGGUGUUGCUCGACACCCCCGGCGUGAUGCGCGAGGAAUUUAACAAGCUCGACGAGAUGAUGUUAAAGUCCGUGCGGAACGCGAUGGCGAACGCGGACGUCCUCCUCGCGAUCGUGGACGCGCGGCGCGACCCGCUGGGUAACUUCGAGGGGCUCCUGCCGGAGCGGCGACCCGGCGACGACCCGGCGCCGCUCGGGAUCAUCAUCAACAAGUGCGACUUGCUCGGCGUCGACGAGAUCAGGCGCAAAACGUUCGAGUCGUACCCGGGCGUGGAGCGGGUGUUUCCGGUCAGCGCGCUCGCGGGCGUCGGGCACGACGCGGUGCAAAGGUGGGCGGUGUCGAAGCUCCCGGUGGGGCCGACGCUGUACCCGAAGGACGCGAUAUCCGAGCACCCGGAGCGGUUCUUCAUCGCGGAGAUCAUUCGAGAGAAAAUUUUCUUACAGUACGCGAAGGAGGUGCCGUACAGCGCGCAGGUGUGGGUGUCUUCGCAUAAAGAGCGCGACGGGAUCAAAAAAGACCUCGUCAUCGCCAAGGUGUACGUCGAGCGCAAGUCGCAGAUGGGGAUCAUCAUCGGGCACGAAGGCGCCGCGCUGAAGAAGCUGUCCACCGCCGCGCGAGUAGACAUCGAGAAGUUCUUAGGUCGGCCGGUGUACCUCGACCUGAGCGUGAAGGUGCGCGAGGGGUGGAGGAGCGACGGAGACUCGCUCGAAAACUUAGGC